Microthlaspi erraticum is the source of this 288-nucleotide messenger RNA. Lineage: Eukaryota; Viridiplantae; Streptophyta; Magnoliopsida; Brassicales; Brassicaceae. The record is from the annotation of a GenBank genome assembly.
AUGUCGGGUCCAUGCAGUGAGAUGGACAGGGCUCAUAGAGCUCGUGGCGCGAGAGGGCGCAGUGCUAGAUGCCGUGGUGGCAGAGCGAGAGGGCGUGGAGGCCGGGGCCGAGGUCGUGGUGUUCCGGCGGAUUCGGGAGAGAGUGUGGCGCCUAGUGGGGCGACUGCGUCGGUGAACCAGUCAGUAUCCAUGGCGGGUGAGCCCAGUGGGGAUGCUAGUGUUGGUUUGGGAGCGGGGGCUGCUCCGGGUGGGGGUGGCGCUCCGGCUCCGGGUCGUGAUGGUUGCUGA